AUGCAGUUAGGGAAGGAAGAGCCUCCCACCUCCUACGCUCUUGUGACUUGGGAACUUGCCCACAUUCCAUUCCGACCCCCUCGCAGCAGUCCGCCGUCGACGAGUCGCGCUCCAGUCAGUAGUCAGAGCGAGUCCGUCGUCGACCUGUCAGGACGCGACGGGCACGGCGAUCAUUUGCUGUCUUUCGCCGCAAUCUUCCUCGUCGGCAUCGUCUUGAAUUUUCUUGUCCUGGCCGCAAUCGCUCGCGACCUUCGGCUCCGGACGGUGACGAAUCUCUUCAUUGCCAACGUCGCUCUCGCCGACAUCCUCGUCCUUCUCCUCUGCGUUCCCAACGACGUCGUCGUGGGAAUUUUCUACGGUACGCUCCACGUAUCCAAUUAA
Messenger RNA from Darwinula stevensoni, 381 nucleotides. The record is from the annotation of a GenBank genome assembly. NCBI's taxonomy places the organism in Eukaryota, Metazoa, Arthropoda, Ostracoda, Podocopida, Darwinulidae.